This is a messenger RNA of Melospiza georgiana, 1018 nucleotides long. RefSeq names its product ras homolog family member J (gene RHOJ). Bases 46 to 690 code for a protein of 214 amino acids. Lineage: Eukaryota; Metazoa; Chordata; Aves; Passeriformes; Passerellidae. Gene Ontology annotation, molecular function: GTP binding; GTPase activity. The transcript has 5 exons. Gene Ontology annotation, biological process: small GTPase-mediated signal transduction. The record is from RefSeq and is a predicted model, not a curated record.
UUGGAAGUCCUGUGAGCAGCAAGAGCAGCGGCGGCAGCAGCAAGAAUGAACUGCAAGGAGGAAAAUGACAACUGCACUGACGGGAGCAGGAGCAGCACCAAGAAGAUGCUGAAAUGCGUGGUGGUUGGGGAUGGUGCAGUUGGGAAAACCUGUUUGCUGAUGAGCUAUGCCAAUGAUGCCUUCCCAGAGGAGUAUGUCCCCACUGUGUUUGACCACUAUGCAGUAACCGUGACUGUGGGAGGACAACAACACUUGCUGGGGCUUUAUGACACUGCAGGGCAGGAGGAUUACAACCAGCUGAGACCCCUGUCCUACCCCAACACAGACGUGUUCCUGAUCUGCUUCUCCGUGGUGAAUCCUGCCUCCUACCACAACGUGCAGGAGGAGUGGGUGCCUGAGCUGAAAGUCUGCAUGCCCAACGUGCCUUAUGUCCUCAUAGGAACACAGAUUGACCUCCGGGAUGAUCCCAAAACUUUGGCGCGGCUGCUUUACAUGAAGGAGAAACCACUCACCUAUGAGCACGGAGUGAAGCUGGCAAAGGAGAUCGGAGCCCAGUGCUAUCUGGAGUGCUCAGCACUCACACAGAAAGGCCUUAAGACUGUCUUUGACGAGGCAAUCAUGACCAUUUUCCACCCCAAGAAGAAGAAGAAGCGCUGUGCAAAGUGCCACAGGUGCUGCACCCUUGUGUGACGUCCCCUGCGAGGCAGAGCCAGCUGAGUUCAGUGAAACCAAGCAGGUUAGAAAGGCAAUGAAGGUCACACACAACUGAAACGGGGAGCAUGACCAGAAAAGGGUCCUUCUUACCCAAAUAUAGGAGCUCUCCAUGCUGUGACACCUCCAAGCUGUAUCACCCUUGGCCAACUCCUGUCUGUGCUUUCCUAACCCUCCAGAGCUGUUUGGCAGCCUGUUCCCACUGCUGCAGACUGCACCAACAGAAACCAGGAUGCCUACUUGGCUCCCCACCUUAGGAAUAAGGUGAAGGUGGCUUGUGACAAAACAAAGAGCUAAAGACAGCAAA